Fibroporia radiculosa is the source of this 1179-nucleotide messenger RNA. RefSeq lists its product as uncharacterized. The record is from RefSeq and is a predicted model, not a curated record. The transcript is spliced from 7 exons. NCBI's taxonomy places the organism in Eukaryota, Fungi, Basidiomycota, Agaricomycetes, Polyporales, Fibroporiaceae. The coding region runs from base 1 to 1179 and encodes 392 amino acids.
AUGGCCGAUGCACAGAAACCCGCCGAGGAAUCAACUGCGCAGGUUGAUGUUACGAAAUACAAGAUCGCGGCCGACAUCGUCAAUAAUGUAAUGAAAAGUCUUGUGGCGCUAAGCAUCGAGGGAGCCAAAGUCCUGGAUAUCUGUGUUGAGGGGGACAGACUCCUAGAAGAGGGGACAGGAGCUGUGUACAACAAAGCUGUAAAGGGCGUAAAGGUCGCCAAGGGUAUCGCAUUCCCAACUUGUGUGUCAGUCAAUAACACCGUUGCACAUUUUUCACCGCUGCCCUCGGAUCCCGCCUCCUCACAAACUCUCGCGAAGGGAGAUGUAGUCAAGCUCCACAUCGGUGCCCAUAUCGAUGGUUUUGCGGCAGUCAGCGCCGAGACACUCGUGGUGGGGGCAUCGGAACAAGAUCCUGUGACUGGCAGACAGGCAGACGUACUGAAAGCGGCUUGGACAGCGGCAGAGAUCGCCAUGCGGCUGGUCAAGGUCGGCAAUAAAAACUGGACAGUCACUGAAUCGGUCGGCAAGAUCGCAGCCGCAUGGGAUUGCAAGCCCGUUGAAGGAAUGCUGUCAUGCCAGCAAAGCCAAAAUGUUAUCGACGGCAAGAAGCGUAUCAUUCUUAACCCGUCCGAAUCCCAAAAGAAGGACUUUGAGGCUGUCACUUUUGCAGAGAAUGAAGUUUACGGUGUCGAUAUCUUGAUCUCGUCUGGAGAGGAUGGGAAGGCUCGUCUUGAAGAGUCAAAGACUACCAUAUAUCAGAAGGAGUCGACCGUCACAUAUCAGUUGAAGAUGAAGACGUCGCGUGCUGUUUUCUCUGAAGUCCAAAAGAAGGCCGGCGCCUUCCCUUUCAACAUCCGAUGCCUAGAGGACGAGAAACGCGCACGACUGGGCCUGCAGGAGGCGGUCCAGCACAAUCUGGUGAAGCCAUACGAAGUCAUUUACACGCCUGCAAACACCUUCGUUGCGGGCUUCCACUUCACAAUUGCUCUUCUCCCUGCGGGUCCUGCUAUGAUCACGUACCCCCCUGUCUGGUAUAAGCCAGAACUGGUCAAGACAACGAAAGAACUAGAAGACGAGGAACUGAAGGAGCUACUUACAAAGAAGCUGCGGGAGGACAAGAAGAGCAAGAAAAAGAAGGCGAAGGCAGACGCGGAGGGCGAGGGGUCAGGAGAGAAGUAG